This is a messenger RNA of Austrofundulus limnaeus, 940 nucleotides long. Its product is annotated as isocitrate dehydrogenase [NAD] subunit alpha, mitochondrial. The record is from RefSeq and is a predicted model, not a curated record. Gene Ontology annotation, molecular function: NAD binding; magnesium ion binding; isocitrate dehydrogenase (NAD+) activity. NCBI's taxonomy places the organism in Eukaryota, Metazoa, Chordata, Actinopteri, Cyprinodontiformes, Rivulidae. Gene Ontology annotation, biological process: isocitrate metabolic process; tricarboxylic acid cycle. Gene Ontology annotation, cellular component: mitochondrion.
GAAUCAUCACACCAUUAGACGAUCUGUGAGACUUUUCGUCUUCUUAGCAGGAUGUCUUCAGGCAGCAUGUGGAGGUCACUGGUGAGCCAGGUGCUGGGCGUGGCCACGAGAAGACCUGCUCUGCUUUCUGCCUCCUUCUCCAGAGGGAUGCAGACCGUCACUAUGAUUCCUGGAGAUGGGAUCGGUCCAGAGAUCUCUGCUGCUGUUAUGAAGAUCUUUGAUGCAGCUAAAGCGCCCAUCAGAUGGGAGGAGCGGAACGUCACGGCGAUCAAAGGACCCGGCGGGAAGUGGAUGAUCCCUCCUGAUGCCAAAGAGUCCAUGGACAGGAGCAAAAUCGGCCUGAAAGGACCCCUGAAGACGCCCAUCGCUGCUGGCCAUCCCUCCAUGAACCUGCUGCUCAGGAAGACCUUUGACCUUUACGCCAACGUGCGGCCCUGCGUCUCCAUCGAAGGCUACAAGACGCCGUACACCGACGUCGACCUGGUCACCAUCCGGGAGAACACGGAGGGCGAGUACAGCGGCAUCGAGCACGUGGAGAAUGUCGGACGGUUUGUUCCUGAGGAAAUGUCGAGAGGUGGCCGAGAGCUACAAAGACAUCAAAUUCACAGAGAUGUACCUGGACACCGUGUGCCUCAAUAUGGUUCAGGACCCGACCCAGUUCGACGUCCUGGUCAUGCCCAACUUGUAUGGAGACAUCCUCAGUGACCUGUGUGCUGGUUUGAUCGGAGGACUCGGCGUCACUCCCAGCGGCAACAUCGGAGCAAACGGAGUCGCCAUUUUUGAAUCGGUACACGGCACCGCCCCCGACAUCGCCGGCAUGGACCUGGCCAACCCCACCGCCCUGCUGCUCAGCGCCGUCAUGAUGCUGCGUCACAUGGGGUUGCACGACUUCGCCCACAGGAUCCAGACCGCCUGUUUCGACACCAUUAAAGACAAGAAG